Ricinus communis (castor bean) is the source of this 2813-nucleotide messenger RNA. RefSeq names its product DNA topoisomerase 3-beta. The record is from RefSeq and is a predicted model, not a curated record. Gene Ontology annotation, cellular component: nucleus. NCBI's taxonomy places the organism in Eukaryota, Viridiplantae, Streptophyta, Magnoliopsida, Malpighiales, Euphorbiaceae. Gene Ontology annotation, molecular function: DNA binding; DNA topoisomerase type I (single strand cut, ATP-independent) activity. Gene Ontology annotation, biological process: DNA topological change. The transcript is spliced from 15 exons. Bases 102 to 2699 code for a protein of 865 amino acids.
AAAAUUAGUUUAUUUUAGACAAAGUAACAAUAUGAGCCUUUUGAGUAAGUAGAAAGCAGCUUCUCUAACCUAUUUCUCUUCUGGAGGAAAAAUAAAAAAUCAUGGCUCCUCCGGUGGUUCUCAUGGUUGCAGAAAAGCCUAGCAUCGCUCUCUCUAUUGCUUCUGCACUGUCUCAUGGCCAGAUGUCCUCUAAGAAGGGUGGUACAGAGGUUCAUGAGUUUGAUGGGAUGUUUCUUGGGUUUCAAGCACAUUAUAAAGUGACAUCAGUUAUUGGGCAUAUUUUCAGUGUAGAUUUUCCACAAAAAUAUCAAGACUGGACAGCCAAUGACCCUAUGGAUCUUUUUCAAGCUCCAAUUGUUAAGGCAGAAUCAAACCCUAAGGUGCAUAUCCGUAGGCAUUUAAGUCAAGAAGCUCGUGGAUGUGGCCAUUUGGUAUUAUGGUUGGAUUGUGAUCGUGAAGGAGAAAAUAUAUGCUUUGAAGUUAUUGAAUGUACUGGUUUUCAUUUAAAUGAUUCUAGAAGAAGGGUAUAUCGUGCACGGUUUUCUUCAGUUGCUGAGAAAGACAUCUUGAAGGCCAUGGAUAAUCUUGUUCAACCCAACAGAGAUGAGGCAUUAGCUGUAGAUGCUCGACAAGAGAUAGAUUUAAAAGUUGGUGUUGCAUUCACACGAUUUCAAACUAGUUUUUUCCAGGGAAAGUAUGGGAAUCUUGAUUCAAGAGUUAUCUCCUAUGGCCCUUGUCAAACUCCGACCCUUGGGUUUUGUGUACAGCGUUAUUUGCAAAUUGCUACUUUUAAACCAGAAAAGUUUUGGUCUUUGCGACCUCACUUAAUAAUUGAUGGUUAUCAACUUCAGCUAGAGUGGGAACGUCACAGGUUAUUUGACUUAGAUGUUGCUUUAAUGUUUCAAAAGCAGGUAUUACAGGAUGGAAUACUAGAAGUGAUUGAUAUAUCACAAAAACAGGAAACGAAAGGUCGCCCUUCUGGUCUAAACACAGUGAACCUUCUAAAGGUUGCUUCAAGUGCAUUAGGCUUUGGACCUCAAAUGGCCAUGCAAUUAGCUGAACGCUUGUAUACUCAGGGAUUUAUCAGCUAUCCGCGUACAGAAAGCACAGCCUACCCUUCUUCAUUUGACUUCAAAAGCAUACUUAGUACACUAUUGAACAAUUCCAUAUGGGGUGACUCUGUCCGGAGGCUGCUUGUUGAAGGUUACCAUAAGCCUCGGUUGGGAACAGAUGCAGGUGACCAUCCUCCUAUAACUCCAAUUCGUUUAGCAACUGAGGAUAUGCUAGGCAAAGAUGCUUGGAGACUAUACCAGUAUGUCUGUCAACAUUUUAUAGGGUCCGUGUCUCCCGACUGCAAGUAUGUCAGGACAAAGGUGGAAUUUUCUGUCGGUGGAGAGUUCUUCCAUUGUAUAGGGCAGCAUGUUAUAGUAGAAGGGUUUACAUCUAUUAUGCCAUGGUUGGCAGUAACUGAGAAAAAUCUUCCUCAGCUUGUGAAAGGGGAGAAAAUAGAAGUUUUGAGGAUGGAGCUAUUGGAGGGCAAAACCACUCCCCCAGAUUAUCUCACUGAGAGUGAGCUGAUUUCCUUGAUGGAGAAGAAUGGAAUUGGUACAGAUGCAUCAAUACCCGUACAUAUUAACAACAUAUGCGAACGUAACUAUGUGCAGGUACAAGCUGGCAGGAGGUUGGCUCCUACCAUCUUAGGUAUCACUCUGAUAAGAGGCUAUCAAUGUAUUGAUCCGGAUCUCUGUUUACCUGAUAUUCGUAGCUUUAUUGAGCAACAGAUCACACUUGUUGCCAAGGGCCAGGCAGAUCAUUCUCGAGUUGUGCAGCAUGUGCUACAACAGUUCAAGCAAAAAUUCACUUACUUUGUUAAGCAGAUUGACAACAUGGAUGCAUUAUUUGAAGCACAGUUCUCUCAACUUGUUGACUCUGGACGUGCUCUUAGUAAAUGUGGUAAAUGCCUGAGGUACAUGAAGUACAUUUCAACUCAGCCACCCCGUCUGUAUUGUGGUACAUGUGAAGAGGUUUAUUACCUUCCCCAGAAGGGCACAAUCAAGCUAUACAAGGAAUUAACAUGCCCUUUGGAUAACUUUGAGCUGUUGAUAUUCUCCAUGGCUGGGCCAGAAGGCAAGACAUUCCCUCUCUGCCCAUACUGCUACAAUAACCCUCCUUUUGAAGGCGUAGAUACACUAUUCGGUGCCAGUAAGAAUGGUAAUUUUGGGAAGCUGGGGAAGGGAGCAGGCAUGCCGUGCUUCCUUUGCCCACAUCCAACAUGCCGACAUUCUCUGAUAGCCCAAGGAGUUUGCGCUUGCCCAGAAUGCAGUGGAACACUUGUUUUGGACCCAGUAAGUGCUCCCAAGUGGAGACUUUAUUGCAAUAUGUGUAAUUGCCUUGUCUUGCUCCCUCAAGGUGCCCAUCGUAUAGCCACUACGCGUGAGCGAUGCCCUGAAUGUGACUCGACAAUCAUUGAAGUGGAUUUCAACAAGAAUACAACACCCUUGGAGGAUGGAGCUACCUUGCAUAUCGGUUGCAUUCUAUGUGAUGAUCUGCUUCAUUCUCUUGUAGAGGUGAAGCAUGGCAAAUCAUUUUUCAAACGGUUGGGAGCAGGAAGAAGGGGAAGAGGUGCAGGGAGAGGUAGGGGUAGAGGGCGGAGUUCUGGAAGAAGAGGGGAUCCUAAAAUGAGCUUUCGGGAUUUCUGAAUGGCAUUGGAUAAACAAUAAUAUAUGUUCGGCAUUUGAGAGUGCAACUCGAUACAAAAUGUUUGUGAAAUAUUUUCUUUUUUAUUAUAGCUUUUUAUUUUAUUGCUUAAUUAA